CCAUAUCUGAAGUUCUGAACUAUACCUCUAAAACCCUAAACUGGCCCCCAAACCUCAAACCCCCUUGACUGCAAACCGAACACCAAAACCCUGUUUUCUUCUCCUUAUCUUUUCCAACUUUCCACACAUUUGUGUGUGUGUGUGUGAAUUGAAAUUAACUAAAUAUGUUGAGAAGGAAUAUUCGUUUGAGAAGAGAGUAUUUAUACAGGAAAAACUUGGAAGGCAAAGAACGUCUGCGUUAUGAAAACAAACGCAAAAUCAAACAAGCCCUUGAAGAGGGGAAACCAAUUCCAACUGAGCUUAGAAAUGAGGAUGCUGCUCUGCGCCAAGAAAUCGAUCUCGAAGAUGAGGAAACUGCUGUUCCAAGGUUAUCCAUAGAUGAUGAAUACAGACUAGCAAAUGUAAGUAAUCCAAAGAUUAUGAUAACCACAUCUCACGACCCAAGUGCUACUCUUAAACAAUUCGUAAAGGAACUGAGCUUUGUCUUCCCUAAUUCAAAACGAAUAAACCGUGGUGGUAAGGUUAUCCAUGAUAUAGCCGAGACUUGCACAGUAAAUGACAUAACAGAUCUCAUACUAGUUCACGAACAUCGUGGUGUACCUGAUAAGAUGAUUAUAAGUCACUUGCCUCUAGGUCCAACUGCUUACUUUCAAAUUCUCAAUGUGGUCACAAGACAUGACAAUAAAGACAAGAAGGAAAUGGGUACUAUUUCCCAGACUUACCCGCAUCUGAUUCUUAACAACUUCUCUACCAAGAUUGGUCAAAGGACUGCAAACAUAUUAAAGCAUCUCUUUCCAGUACCAAAGCCUGAUUCAAAACGCAUCAUCACUUUUGCUAAUCAAUCGGAUUAUGUUUCUUUCAGGCAUCAUGUCUAUAGACAAAGUGGAGGCUCUAAAUCAAUUGAUCUAAAGGAGGUUGGUCCCCGGUUUGAAUUACGUUUGUAUCAGAUUAAAAGUGGGGCAGUUAUGCAAGAAGACGUAGCACCCGUAGAAUGGGUAUUAAAACCAUUCAUGAACACGUCCAAGAAGCAAAAAGUAUUAGGCGAAUGAAUGAACAUGGAAUCCUUCCCCCAACCUUGACGGGUAUUUUUCUCAUGCUUAGUUGAUAGACAAUAUUCUGAGCAGUCACAGUUAUGUUUUCAAUUGUCGAUGCCUUGUAUUUUGCCCCAAUAUAUUGUAUCAAAAUGUUAGAUCUUCAAUCCGACUUAUUUCUGUAAACCAUUUCUUUAGUGGUCAAUUGCUUUCGGGUA
Erigeron canadensis is the source of this 1249-nucleotide messenger RNA. Its product is annotated as U3 small nucleolar ribonucleoprotein protein IMP4. The record is from RefSeq and is a predicted model, not a curated record. Gene Ontology annotation, cellular component: Mpp10 complex; small-subunit processome; nucleolus. Gene Ontology annotation, biological process: rRNA processing. Lineage: Eukaryota; Viridiplantae; Streptophyta; Magnoliopsida; Asterales; Asteraceae. Bases 165 to 1049 code for a protein of 294 amino acids. Gene Ontology annotation, molecular function: rRNA primary transcript binding; snoRNA binding. The transcript is spliced from 9 exons.